ACCUGACAAUCCGAGUGAAGAGCUAACCUACGUUACCGUUAACUGCAGGUUGGUGUCUCCCGAAAUUAACCUUAAAUAUCCCGUAAAGUCAUAGCCAUGUCUCUCUGCGACGACAUACUACUAUGUAACUUCCCAAAGUGCCGAACUAAGCUGAGCGGCUUCGCCUGGGUCACAGCUUGCUCGCAUGUUUUCUGUGAUCAACAUGGGUCCGGUGAGUUCAGCCGCUCCCCUGCCAUCUGCCCGGCCUGCUCUUCUGCGUUGUCUGGGAAGCUGGACAUUGUGAGGACUGAGCUGUCGCCCUCUGAGGAAUACAAAGCCAUGGUGCUGGCAGGCCUUCGACCAGACGUUGUUCUUGACAUCAGUGCCCGUGCUCUGGCCUUCUGGAGCUAUCAGGUCCAUCAGGAGCAUAUGUAUCAAGAGUACAGUUUGUCACGUGCCGAGGCACAGCUGAAGCAGAUGGACAAGGUGUUGACCCAGCAGAACCAGAGCAGAGAACUGGAGCUCGGGGGCAUGAGGGGGGAGAUCGCCUCCCUGAAGAAAGUGAUGGAGGAGUAUAAAAGGAAGUACAGCGAGGUCUCUGAGAGGCUGAUGGAGAGAAACAGGCAGUACCAGAAACUACAGGGGCUGUACGACUCCCUGAGGCUGCGCAACAUGGUGGUGGGUGUUGGAGACAGAGACAUGCUGCCACAAGCUGUACAUCACAAUUACAACACCGCGUGUCACACAGGGGUGGCUCGGCAGGCAACUCCCCAGAGAAGCCCUCAGUUCCUCUCUGGGGGCAACGAUGGGGACAGCAGAUUCUUCUCCUGCCUGGAGGCUGACGGAGCCAAGACCUUCUUCCAGUUCAGCUCCCCUGCCAGGGAGAGAGGCCGGCCCUUCAUGAAGAAGCACUGAGACAGUAACAGGUUUCAAAAUCUGACUGUAGCACAUUACCUUAAAUUAAUUUAUUUAUAUGUUAACAAAGUGUUCUAACGUUUUAGUGUUCAUUUAGUUAGCAGGGUUUGCCUUGAGUACAUUUUUGAAGUAUUUAUUGUAAUUUUAAACUAAACUAGGCGUAAAAAUCAGCUUUUAGUCCUGGUUUCUACUUAAAAAUUUGUGUUUAGAAGUACUUGUAAUGUAAAUAAACAUAAAAUCAGUUUACAAAGA
Molecule: messenger RNA, 1146 nt
Organism: Etheostoma cragini (Arkansas darter)
Lineage: Eukaryota; Metazoa; Chordata; Actinopteri; Perciformes; Percidae
Product: E3 ubiquitin-protein ligase CCNB1IP1
Exons: 6
Coding region: 97-894 (265 amino acids)
Biological process (GO): reciprocal meiotic recombination
Cellular component (GO): synaptonemal complex
Molecular function (GO): ubiquitin protein ligase activity
Source: RefSeq, a predicted model, not a curated record